Drosophila simulans is the source of this 5128-nucleotide messenger RNA. It is a transcript of the gene hop, whose product is annotated as tyrosine-protein kinase hopscotch. Bases 685 to 4218 code for a protein of 1177 amino acids. Gene Ontology annotation, biological process: cytokine-mediated signaling pathway; peptidyl-tyrosine phosphorylation; intracellular signal transduction. NCBI's taxonomy places the organism in Eukaryota, Metazoa, Arthropoda, Insecta, Diptera, Drosophilidae. The transcript is spliced from 10 exons. The record is from RefSeq and is a predicted model, not a curated record. Gene Ontology annotation, molecular function: ATP binding; cytokine receptor binding; non-membrane spanning protein tyrosine kinase activity. Gene Ontology annotation, cellular component: cytoskeleton; cytosol.
GGCUCGGCCGUCGGCCAAUCGAUAUCGUGAGGUGCAAAUUAUCCGAUAAAUUUCACUGAUAUUCGUGGCUUGUAUUGUAGCUUCGCAAUUGCAGCUUCGUUUCAGCUGCAGGCCCACUUUCAGAUCGAAGGCUUCUAUAAACAAGGUGCGACCAUAUCGUCGUCCAGUCCCGUGGCCCUGUUCCCAAAACGCCCCGCAAAUUUCGGGAUCUUGCUGGCGUUUCGGGUGUCUAAUUUCGGACUAGUGCACUGUGAUUUCCGAUUUCCAGUGCUUUGCUGACGGAUCGCCCAAGUGGCGAAGUGGUUCUGGCUCGGAACGUUGACGAUUGCUAAUGUGCAGGAGGUGGAGAAGCAGUCCAGGUUGUUCUCCGCCAGCGGCAUCCAUGGAACUCGCGCUGGAGUUCAGGGCAUCCUUGCAACUGCAAGGCUAAGAGCAUCGCCAAUUCCAGGAGUACUCGCAGUAAGCCCAAAAGUAGCAACUCAAGUCAGUCGCGGUGGUCUUUGUUAUUGACAACAACGAGAAGAAGAUUAAGAAGCGAAUAGAACGCGGCAAGUUCCUAGAAAAGCUCCCAUGGUCUAGUUCCAGUGAGGUCGCGUGAGAAAACUGCUCCAGCCAAGGAACUGGGCUUGCAGGAGCAGCACAAAGCACCCAGCCCACAAGGGACCACUCACCGACAAUCCUCUCAUGGCCCUGGCCAACGGGGGAGAGGAUAGAAUGGACGACAGCAGCAGCGGACGCACUUCGCUGGCGGACAGCGCCAGCCUGACGAACUCCUCGCUGCGCAGCGGCACCUCCUCGCAGAGCAUCCACACCAACGAUGGCACAAUCCGUGUGUUCAACUUCACCACCAGCGAGUUUGAGCGCUUCCAUCCCAAUAUGCUGUGCGAGGAGAUCUGCAAUACGAUGUGCCGCCAGCUGGGCAUUGCACCAAUUGCCCAGCUGCUUUACGGGAUACGGGAGCACUCGACAUCGCGACGGCCCUCGCCGCUGGUGCGUUUGGAUCUGACGUGGUGUCUGCCCGGCGAGCGACUCAACUGCCAGCUGGUCUACUGCUUUCGGAUGCGGUUCCGUGUGCCCGAAUUGGAUAGCCAGCUGGAGCUGAUCGAUGGACGGAGCCACAAGUUCCUCUACCGCCAGAUGCGCUACGAUAUGCGCACCGAGCAAAUCCCGGAGAUUCGCUAUCCGGAGCACAAGGACAAGUCAACGGGACUAGCCGUGAUGGACAUGCUGAUCGACGAUCAGGAACAGUCGGAGGAUCAGCAGGCGAUGCGCUCCAUCGAGAAGCUUUACAAACUGUAUUUGCCACCCAGCCUGUGGCGCGCCCACAGCUUCUUUGUGGGCUCCAAGAUCCGCGAGGUUUUUCGCAAUCUGAAGGCGAAUUCGCUGAGUGUGGAGCGUUUGAAGUGGCACUAUGUGCAUCAGGUCUCCCACCUGGCGCCCACCUAUAUGACCGAACAGUUUACCUGCACCGUUCAGUAUCUGCCCAACGAGGAGGUGGCCCGCGGCAGCGGAUCCAUCGGCACCAGUCUGGCCCACUCGACGUCGUCGCUGUCCAGUUCCGGUUCCACCAACACUCUGUCCACUCUCACCACCAACACAAAUUCCGUUGGACUCGGCGGCAGUGGCAAGAAGGCCAAACGACGUUCCACCAGCGGUGGAAUCGAUGUCUAUGUGCGAGUCUUUCCACACGACUCCCUGGAGCCGGGACUCAAGGUGGCCAGGGUCACCUCCGAGGCCACACUCAAGUGGAUCCUGGUUGGAGCCGUGGAGGGAAUUUUUAUGAUCUCCAAAAUCAACGACACCUCGGUGCGACUGGAAAUCGUUGGCCUGCCCAAGGGCUACGAGAUGCAGUUCCAGACGGAGAAGGAGAUGAAGUCCUUCAUCUCCUACCUGGGCAUCUACAUCAGAUUGUCGAGCAAAUGGAUGCAGGAUCUGUGCCACUCGUACCGCACGCCCUCCCUGGAGGAGCUGAGCUCCCUCCACUGCCAUGGUCCGAUCGGCGGUGCCUACUCGCUGAUGAAGCUGCACGAGAACGGGGACAAGUGCGGCAGCUAUAUUGUGCGCGAAUGCGAUCGAGAAUACAACAUAUACUACAUUGAUAUCAACACCAAAAUCAUGGCCAAGAAAACCGAUCAGGAGCGCUGCAAGACGGAGACAUUCAGGAUCGUGCGCAAGGACUCGCAGUGGAAGCUGAGCUACAACAACGGCGAGCACGUACUGAACUCGCUGCACGAAGUGGCGCACAUCAUCCAAGCGGACAGUCCCGAUCGCUAUCGCAUACCCGCCUCCAAGUACGACAAGCCGCCGCUGCUGCUACUGCUGCUGCCAAAGAACCUAAAGGCCAAAAAGACUGACCUGCAGCUGAGCGAGGCGGAGCUGCAGCGCCGCAAUCCGCAGAUCUUCAAUCCCAGAACGGAUCUGCAGUGGUAUCCAGAUUCGAUUUCGCUUAGCGACGAUGGCAUGAUGUUUACGAUGCGCGGCGACUGGAUCCAACAGAGUCCCGUCAAGGAUGUGUCCGUGACGAUGAAGAUGCUGAAGAGCGACGGCAAUUUCAUGGAGUUCUUUCGAUUGGCGCAGACCUGGAGCCUCAUCCAGUCGCCGCAGUUCCUCAAGCUGUACGGCCUAACGCUCGCCGAUCCGUACACGAUGGUCAUGGAGUAUUCGCGGUAUGGUCCGCUCAACAAGUUCCUGCACUCGACGCCCAAUGUCACGCUGCAUUGUCUACUGGACCUGAUGCACGGAUUGGUGCGCGGCAUGCACUAUUUGGAGGACAACAAGAUUAUCCACAACUACAUACGAUGCAGUAAUCUGUACGUGACCAAGUACGAUCCGAAUUCGUACGUGCUAGAUGCGAAAAUCAGCGAUCCCGGCUAUCCGCGUCCCUUCCGAGAAUCCGACUCGCCAUGGAUACCUGUUAAGUAUUAUCGCAAUUUGCAGGCGGCCAAAACGGAUCAGUUUGCCCAGCUGUGGGCCUUCGCUACCACCAUAUACGAGAUCUUCUCGCGCUGCAAGGAAGAUCUGAGCACACUGCGCCAGGAGCAGCUACUCAGGCAGAAAAAUCUCGAUGGCAACAUACUCAAGAUGCUCGAUCAGGACAUCUGUCCGGCGCCGAUAUUCGAGACAAUCAUGGAUGGCUGGUCCGAUGAUGAGACCAAGCGCUUCAGUCACCACGACAUUUUCUCGCGCCUCAACACGAUCAAGGCGGAAAUUCUGCCCAACUAUAUGCCGCCACCCGAGAUCGCAACGAAUGGAACUGGAGACGAGGCCGUGUUCGAUAGAAGCGACCUAGCCUUCCUACCCUUUCCGCGUUCGAAUAUGUUGAUGGUCAUACCGCUGACCAGCGAAUGUCGAGUGAUCUACAACAUGGAGAACAUGAUCGGGCGCGGUCACUAUGGCACUGUCUACAAGGGUCAUCUGGAGUUCAACGACAAGGAUCAGCCGCGCGAGCAGGUGGCCAUCAAGAUGCUGAACACCAUGCAGGUGUCGACCGACUUUCAUCGCGAGAUCGGCAUCAUGCGCACCCUCAGUCAUCCGAACAUAGUCAAGUUCAAGUAUUGGGCAGAGAAGUCGCACUGCAUCAUCAUGGAGUACCUGCAAUCCGGUUCCUUCGACAUCUACCUGCGUUUCACGGCACCCAAUCUCAAUAAUCCACGCCUCGUCAGCUUCGCCUUAGACAUUGCAAAUGGCAUGAAAUACUUGUCCGACAUGGGACUGAUCCAUCGCGACCUGGCCGCCCGCAACAUUUUGGUGGACCACAACGGCGAUGGGGACUGCGUCAAAAUCUCAGACUUCGGCCUGGCGCAGUUUGCCAAUUCCGAUGGAUAUUACUAUGCGAAAAGCAAGCGGGAUAUUCCCAUUAGAUGGUACUCUCCAGAGGCCAUCUCCACCUGCAGAUUCUCAUCGUAUUCGGAUGUUUGGAGCUACGGCGUGACGCUCUUCGAAAUGUUCUCGCGCGGCGAGGAGCCCAACCUGGUGCCGAUUCAGACAUCGCAGGAGGAUUUCCUCAAUCGCCUUCAGAGCGGCGAACGCUUAAAUCGUCCGGCCAGUUGUCCCGAUUUCAUUUACGACCUGAUGCAGCUGUGCUGGCAUGCCACGCCCCGUUCGCGGCCCAGUUUCGCGACCAUCGUGGACAUCAUCACAAAGGAGGUGGCCACCAAGGUGACGCACCCGACGGAUGGACACCAGUCGCCGACGAAUCAGCCGGCGGUUGCCGAGUGACUGCUGACAACUGAAUGAAAUGAUAUACACACACGCUUAGGCAUAAGGUCUUUUAAGAUGUUAGCAUUUAAACUGUACGUUUUUAAAACAACACAAGCCAGAUCCCAAAAACCACUUGACGCAAUCCUUGGCUUAAAGCGCUAUCGGAGGAAUCACAUUGACCCCAACCAACCAACCAUCCAUCCAUCAUCCACCAUACCAAAUCCGGAACACUCACGCCAUCGCAAGCCUUUUUGGAUUCUCGCCAGAUCUUAGUUUUAUUUGAUUGUGCUUACCACUGGCCACGUCCCCCUACCUCCACUGUCAUUACGCCCCCAAUCUUGACUAAGCGAAAGUCCACACUUUAUAUGAUAUAUGUAUAUGUAUAAACAAAUUCUCAACCCUACUUUGUGUUAUACAUUUUAGACAACUUUGUUAAAUAUUGUUAAGCUUGAGCUUCGAUUUUUUUGUAAUGCCCACACACGCAUAAACACUGAACUAAACUAAACAAAACUAAAUUAAAUAUAACGUGUAAAUAAUAAUUAAAUUAGUUAAGGGUUUAAUCGCGAAACGGCAACACACGGUAAUUUACAAAAUGGAUGGACGUCGACAGGAUCGAAAGGAUGCUGCGAUCUGUUGUUCUGUUCGGCGACUUAGUCGAACCGCCUAAUCUACGAAAAAGUAAAAAUAAAAAUAAAAAAAAAUGUAACAUGUGCACAUAUAGUCGUAAGGUAUGUCAAUUAAUGUUGAUCAAAUGCCAUUUUAACCUACAAUACUUCGAAACAGAAACGAAUUAUAUAUUUACAAGCUAUACAAGCCACUAUACAAGCCGGUAUAUGCACAACCACACACCCGCAGGCACAAUAACUUAUUAUUGCUGUUAACGAGAAAGGAUAUUUCCGAAAUAAAUCAAUUUUCUUACGUGUUUAAA